Messenger RNA from Rhagoletis zephyria (snowberry fruit fly), 1144 nucleotides. It is a transcript of the gene Rcd-1, whose product is annotated as Required for cell differentiation 1. Lineage: Eukaryota; Metazoa; Arthropoda; Insecta; Diptera; Tephritidae. Gene Ontology annotation, cellular component: CCR4-NOT complex. The record is from RefSeq and is a predicted model, not a curated record. Gene Ontology annotation, biological process: mRNA catabolic process.
CAUUGUGAAAAUCAAAGAUUUUCGUUAAGUCGCUUUGUGGCACUGUGUAUGUGGCUUGAUUGCGAAGUGCGAUAAAGCAAGUGGUCGAAAAAGAUAGCAUUGGAAUAAAAAAGCUCAUUUAUAUAGCGAUAAACGAAUAAAAUAGCUAUUUUCACAAAAUAUAACACUAAUUCCAGCUUUAGCUCGCUUCCAGUGAAUAAUUUUUCAACGUGGAAACGAUUAAAAAAUCUGAAAAUUAUAAUGAGUGCUCAGCCUAGUCCCGCCUGCAUGACUCCAUCAACCGAACAGGAAAGGGUAUUUCAAUGGAUCAACGAAUUGGCUCAUCCGGAGAGCCGCGAAACCGCUUUGCUUGAAUUGAGUAAGAAACGUGAAACAGUGACAGAUCUCGCGCCCAUGCUAUGGCAUAGCUUUGGCACCACCGCCGCCCUACUCCAGGAGAUAAUUAACAUUUAUCCAUCGAUUAAUCCUGCCACACUCACUGCGCAUCAAUCAAAUCGUGUCUGCAGCGCGUUAUCGCUGCUGCAAUGUGUUGCGUCGCAUCCGGAUACGCGUACAGUGUUCCUGCAGGCACAAAUACCAUUGUUCCUGUAUCCAUUUUUACAAACCACAUCCAAAACACGGCCAUUCGAAUACCUUAGGCUAACCAGUCUAGGUGUUAUUGGCGCACUAGUUAAGGCUGAUGAACAAGAAGUGAUAACUUUCCUUUUAGCAACUGAAAUCAUUCCACUGUGUCUGCGAAUAAUGGAAACUGGCUCAGAAUUGAGCAAAACAGUAGCAACAUUUAUUCUGCAAAAAAUAUUGUUGGACGAGAGUGGUCUCUCGUAUAUUUGUCAAACGUAUGAACGGUUUUCGCAUGUUGCUAUUAUUUUGGGCAAAAUGGUAAUACAACUUGCCAAGGAGCCCUCUGCACGCCUGCUGAAGCAUGUCGUACGUUGUUAUUUACGUCUUUCCGACAAUCCCAGAGCACGUGAGGCUUUGCGACAAUGUCUUCCAGACCAGCUGCGUGAUGCGACAUUCUCUGUAUGUCUACAGGAUGACAAAUCCACAAAACACUGGCUGCAUUUGCUCAUUAAAAACUUGGAGCUGGGUGCUGUUGCACCAACAGAUCCACGUCAAAUCGGUAUGUCACCAUUGACGUCAUAAA